This is a messenger RNA of Trichophyton rubrum CBS 118892, 1254 nucleotides long. RefSeq lists its product as uncharacterized. Gene Ontology annotation, molecular function: protein binding. Lineage: Eukaryota; Fungi; Ascomycota; Eurotiomycetes; Onygenales; Arthrodermataceae. The record is from RefSeq and is a predicted model, not a curated record. Bases 1 to 1254 code for a protein of 417 amino acids. The transcript is spliced from 3 exons. Gene Ontology annotation, biological process: SCF-dependent proteasomal ubiquitin-dependent protein catabolic process. Gene Ontology annotation, cellular component: SCF ubiquitin ligase complex.
AUGUGUAUCAGGCAAGUGGCAAACAAUAUCAACGAUGUGGAGGAGUUUGGGGAUCUGCCUGGGGAACUGCGGUUGCGGCUCAGCCAGAUUCUGAGCAAGCGGCGGAUGCUCACGCCGCGGACCCUGGGACUCUUUCUGCGCAGUGACGUCAACACGAUUGAUAUCUUCGAUGCAGCUAAACUGGAGGAAGAGGACUUUCACAGGGUGUUUGCGACGAUGCCGUUCCUGGAGCGAGUCAACCUAUGCUGUGCAGGACAGCUCAAGGACGGUGUGCUGGAGUAUGUGAUGAGCCGCGAGAGCCACAUCAAGCAUCUGAUCCUGGAUGCCACCAAUCUUGUGACAGAAGACUGCUGGCGGCGGUUCUUCCAGACGUGCGGCUCAAAGCUGGAGACCGUCAAGCUAUCGUACCUGGACUGCGCCUUCAACGACGAGACUGUCGAGGUGAUGGUCUCGAACUGCCCCAAUCUACGCCGUCUGAAGCUGACGGACUGCUGGAAAUUGACAUAUGACUGUCUCAAGUCUAUAGCCAAGCUGGACAAGCUGGAGUAUCUAUCUCUGGACAUGCGACAUCGCCAUGAGGAGGGCCACCCCGACUACAGGGUGGUGAAUGAACGAGACCUGGAGAGCAUCAAUGCACUGUUGAAAGCGAGAUGCGGCGGUCUUCGCACGCUCUCACUCAAGCACUUCAAGCCGAUGGACAAUUCCAGCCUGGCAAUCAUCCAUGAGACUGCCCGGCACCUGAGCAAGCUGCGUCUAUCCCACAACGAGACCUUUACUGACGCUGCACUGGCAUCUCUCUUCACGGACUGGCCAAACCCGCCGCUGACCUUUAUCGACUUUGCCAGCAACCGCUCCCUCGAGCCUCUAUUUCUGAUGCCUGGUGCUGGUAAUGGUGACAAUUCCGAUUCCAAUAGCAAUUCUAACAACAACGACAAUCCCGGCCUGGGCAGUGACGGCUUCCGAGCCAUGAUGUCCCACUCCGGCGAGAAGCUCGAGCAUCUGACCAUCUCGUCCUGCCGCCAGGUGGGCUUCAAGGCACUGGAGGAAGUCUUUGGCGAGGGCCAGACGUACCCUCACCUGCGCGAGAUCGACCUGUCCUUCCACACGCGCAUCGACGACGUGGUGAUGCGCCGACUGUUCAAGGCCUGUCCGGCGCUGCGCAAGGUGAUGGCCUUUGCAUGCUUCAACAUCGUUGCCGUCCAGCCGCCUGCCGGAGUAGCUCUGAUCGGAGGCCUGAAUGCGCACACCAUGUAG